UGCAGGUAUGUGAGUAAAGCAGCUGCUAAGACCCAGAUGGAGUUUGAAUACGAUGGGCCUUCCAUGAAGACAGAGGUCCCCGGACCACGCUCCAAGGUACCCCACCACGCAGUGGGCUAAUGCUGGGCCUGAUUCCAUGUGUGUCAGUCAAAGCAGAAUGAACCAGUAAGAAGAGGAGUUAUCUGUUAAAAGGCUUGUUCUGUUUGUCCUGUUCCGUGGUGACCUCUGUGUGACCCUGCGAUGGGAACACAGUGGACUUUACACACCCCAUACUGAACACUCUGUUACACACAGGCUUUGUCCCAAAUGGAACCCUGUUCCCUGUAUACUGCGUUUGACCAGGGCCCAUAGGGCAGUGCACUAUGGAGGGAAUAGGGUGCCGUUUGGGAGACAUUUACAGACUGUCGAGGAACCACCCUGACAUAACAUCUCUCUCCUCCCCCACCAGGAGCUGACCAAACAGUUGGGAGAGAUGCAGGUACGGCAAGAGAGGGUGUGUGAGUGUUGAGUGUGUGUGGCUGUUUUCAUGAUGGAAUUAAAAAUAUGCAUUCUUCGGGGACACACUUGCAUGCGUGCACACACAACGCAGACACAGUCUGUUUUGGUGUUUAAUAUUGAUUGGGUAUUUAAUAGUGUAUAUUAUUAAAUAGACUGAGUUAACAUGAUGACUACCUUAUCUCUCUCUGUCUAGACUGAGUUAACAUGAUGACUACCUUAUCUCUCUCUGUCUAGACUGAGUUAAUAUAAUGACUACCUUAUCUCUGCGUUAACAUAAUGACUACCUUAUCUCUCUCUGUCUAGACUGAGUUAACAUAAUGACUACCUUAUCUCUGCGUUAACAUAAUGACUACCUUAUCUCUCUCUGUCUAGACUGAGUUAACAUAAUGACUACCUUAUCUCUGCGUUAACAUAAUGACUACCUUAUCUCUCUCUGUCUAGACUGAGUUAACAUAAUGACUACCUUAUCUCUGCGUUAACAUAAUGACUACCUUAUCUCUCUCUGUCUAUACUGAGUUAACAUAAUGACUACCUUAUCUCUCUCUGUUUAGACUGCGUUAACAUAAUGACUACCUUAUCUCUCUCUGUCUAGACUGAGUUAAUAUAAUGACUACCUUAUCUCUGCGUUAACAUAAUGACUACCUUAUCGCUGAGUUAACGUAAUGACUACCUUAUCUCUCUCUCUCUCUCUCUCUCUCUCUCUCCCUCUGUCCCUCUCUCUCUCUCCAGAACGUGGGAGCAAUCAAUUUCUUCUGUAACUAUGAGGAGAGCAGAGGAAACUACCUGGUGGAUGUGGACGGAAACCGCAUGCUGGACGUCUACACACAGAUCUCCUCCAUCCCUAUUGGUUAG
This is a messenger RNA of Coregonus sp. 'balchen', 1350 nucleotides long. NCBI's taxonomy places the organism in Eukaryota, Metazoa, Chordata, Actinopteri, Salmoniformes, Salmonidae. The record is from the annotation of a GenBank genome assembly.